Molecule: messenger RNA, 951 nt
Organism: Meira miltonrushii
Lineage: Eukaryota; Fungi; Basidiomycota; Exobasidiomycetes; Exobasidiales; Brachybasidiaceae
Exons: 1
Coding region: 303-884 (193 amino acids)
Biological process (GO): vacuolar protein processing
Cellular component (GO): intracellular membrane-bounded organelle
Source: RefSeq, a predicted model, not a curated record
AAGCGAAUGACUUGCCGUGCGCUGCGCUGCGUGCAUUUUUGUUCCGCCGCCGGACGCAUUGGAUUAAGAUGGAUUGGCUUAUUGGUACGCCCGCCAGAAAGCAGGCAAGCACGCACUAGUCCCGAGGCAAUUAUUGCAAAAGAGAAAGAGCCCAAAGCGUGUGAACCUUUCCGCACGCACACACACACACACGUAGGGAAGAAGGAGCGGGGGGAGUAAACUGUAGCGAUUGUGCGAGAAGAUCUGAUCGGCAAUUUAAACAUUAAACACACCACCAUCACUACAAUCAAGUAAAAAACAAGAUGGCAAGAGCUGCAUCAAAGAAACAAGCGGCACAAAAUGCCAUGAUGGUACGUAUUCUUACGUAUGGAUUCUUGAUCACAAAUACACUUCAUCUCUUUUUCAUCUUUGGUCCUUUUCGUAAUAAAGCAAAAUCUUUGUUUUGGCCAAUAAUAAAGUAUGCAAUCACUGAGCUCAUUGCUGGUGCUUUGGGAUUAACACUUCGAAGUAUGGCAAGUCAAGGUGAUGAUUUGGGACAACAUGGUCUGACAGCAUACAUGUUUGAUAUCAUUUACGUUACCUGGUUCACACACGUUACCACCGCUUUGAUCUCCGCCAAAUUCUGGUACACUUACCUCGUCAUUCCACUGUAUGCUGCUUAUUUCGGCUACAACAAGCUCAUUGUUCCGUUUGUCCUUGGAGGAAGGGAUCCGAUUCGCAGUGUUAUCUCAAUGGUCACAGGAUCUGCAGGACAACCUCAAUCCGCACAAGCCAAUCAAACACCAGCCGAUCAACAACCAGCGCAGAGUAAACGACAGGCAAAGCUACAGAAACGAGCCGAUCGUGGUGAUCCACGCAUUCAAAUGCGACAACAGCGACAAUGAGAGGGGAAGGCGCCAGCUAGAAGAGAAGUGUAUCACCUACACCAUUCAAUGUACAAAAGAAGCAUUU